AUGCCUAACCUUUCUGACUGUUCGAGGUCUCUCAAGGCACAGCAGGAGACGAACUUCCCUCCAACGCCAUUCUUUGAUGGGCCAGAAGCACCUUGCCGUUUCGAAGCGGAAGUCUAUAAUUGCAUUGUCCGCGGUUCAAUCCCACAAGAGAUAGACGGAACAUACUACCGUUGCAUGCCCGACUGGUCUUGGGCCCCUCUUUACGAAGACGAUGUUUUCAUCAACGGGGAUGGCGCCAUAGAUGCAGUUCGAAUCAGGAACGGUCACGCCGACUUCAAGCAGAAGUAUGUGCGCACUGCCAAGUUUAACAUUGAGAGGGCAGCGAGGCAGUCAGUCUUUGGCAAAUAUCGAAACCGCUACUCAGACGACCCAAGAGUGAAGCAUGAGGUUCACUCCACUGCGAACACUCAUAUUGUGUAUUUCGAAAACCAGCUACUGGCAUUGAAAGAAGACUCUAGGCCGUACGCAAUGGACCCGGACUCCCUUGAAACCAGAGGAUUGUACGACUUUCAUGGGCAGUACUCAGCUCCAACUUUUACCGCGCAUCCGAAAAUUGACCCUGACAAUGGAGAGCUGAUCACCAUGGGCUAUGAAGCUAAAGGCGAUGCGACAAAUGAUGUUGCAUACUAUCUCUUCGAUAAGAACGGGGAGAAGCUCGAAGAAUGUUGGAUUAAGACGCCGUAUGUGGGAAUGAUGCACGAUAUGGCAGCGACCAAGAAUUGGAUCGUAUUCGUACUCAUUCCACUUGAGACACAGCCAGUUGAAAUACUGCAGCAAGGAUCGAAGCAUUUCGCAUGGGCUGAGGACAAGACCCUGACCUUUGGUCUUCUGCCGCGGCGAAACCCUAAACCUGAAGAUGUUCGGUGGUUCAACUUCAAGAACGCCUUCUACGGACACACCGGAAACGCGUUCGAAGGCGAAGACGGAUGUGUUUACCUCGACGCGCCCCUUACCCACCAUAACAAGUUUUGGUUCUUUAGUCCACGAGGCGAAGACCCAUUCUCUCACCCAAGCGGUAAAGCAGCGGUGGGACAACCUGCUAGUAGCUAUGUGCGCUGGAAGCUCGAUCCCAACGCAACAACCUUCCAAGUUGAGCCGACCGAGCUCGUCGCCCUCGAUGGCGAAAUGCCCAAGGUUGAUGAAAGAUUCGCAACCAAAGCGUACAGCAAACUGUUCCUUUGCGUUCAUGAUCCAAAGGCCAAGUACAGUCCUGUCGGUGGGACUUACAACACCAUUGCAGCUGCAGAUAUCAACACCGGGAAGUAUGAUCACUGGUCUGCGGGGGAACAUACUUCCCUACAUGAGGUAGCUUUCUUACCAAGGUCCCCGGAGGCUGCGGAAGGAGACGGCUUUCUUGUGACCAUCGCGAACAGACGAGAUGUCAGACUGUCCUGCAUUUUGAUCCUCGACGCCAAAGAUAUUGAAUCAGGCCCUGUGGCAAUAAUUGAACUACCUUUUCGGCUACGCAAUGGCAUACAUGGAAGUUGGGUGCCCCGCUCGGACAUGUUGCAUGAUAAAGAUCUCUGCGAUAUGUCUGGCGUAACUACAGAGAUUCGGCAGAAGUUUGAGGGUAUCACCGUUCAGCCAGCCCUACGAAAGUAA
This is a messenger RNA of Colletotrichum tamarilloi, 1602 nucleotides long. RefSeq lists its product as uncharacterized. Gene Ontology annotation, biological process: carotene catabolic process. NCBI's taxonomy places the organism in Eukaryota, Fungi, Ascomycota, Sordariomycetes, Glomerellales, Glomerellaceae. The record is from RefSeq and is a predicted model, not a curated record. Bases 1 to 1602 code for a protein of 533 amino acids. Gene Ontology annotation, molecular function: carotenoid dioxygenase activity. The transcript has 4 exons.